Messenger RNA from Cladocopium goreaui, 1977 nucleotides. The record is from the annotation of a GenBank genome assembly. NCBI's taxonomy places the organism in Eukaryota, Dinophyceae, Suessiales, Symbiodiniaceae.
AUGGCCUUGGGGCUGUCGCCCGUGUACCACUGGGAAACCAGCGAUGAUGCAGUCGUCACCUUUGACGCUGUCCAUCGGAGGAUCAUCCACAUCCGAUCUGGUGGCUUUGACACGGUGAACGUCAUCGAUGGUGCCAUCGAUGGGGAACCCCCUCCGGAUGGCCUCUCCGUGCAGCUGGAGCAGGAAGGCAUUCAUUCUUUGAGAUUUUCACCUGAUGGGCUCUACUUCGCAUUUCUGGCCAAGUCCAGACGAGUGGGAACAGUCCAGACGAUGCAGCAUCAACCUCAGAAGGGCAGAGCUGACUUUGAGAUUCUGGGUUACUUUUGGCUGCCUGGAGGGCCGCAGGACUGCAACUCGGAUCUGGCCAUGGUCAGUUCUCACGGCAUCGAGAUCUUUCGCCUGAGCUUCGAGCAGAAGACCUGGAAAUCGUUGAAGACCUUCCCCUCUUCUGUGCGAAUUUGUUGGUUGGAUCCUGCGGCCAGCACCGUAUUGCUUUGCACUGGGACGCGGACUCUUCAACCCUUUGACUUCCGCAGGAGGAAUCCUAAACUUCCAAGAUUUGACCUUGUACUGACUCGCGGCCAUUCCAUUGAACCAGCCGAUGUUGCACUGGUCACAAUUUACGACUGCAGCUACUGCAUACAUGCAGAUGGCCUGACUGGAAAAGUGUCCCUGCGCAACGUCACGAAUUUGGAGCAAGGCACCCCGGAGCAUGACAUCGUCAUCGACAUCUCGGAGAGUGACGCGCCAGUGGGUCCGCUACGUUUGUCGGUGGUGGACAACCUGCUGAUUGUACACUGCUUGGAAAGGAUGGUGGCUUUGAUCUUCGAUAUUCGACACAAAGAACGUGACAUCGUUCCAAGCCUCAUCUCGCCAUGUACUGUGACCUCUCACGAGGGCCCGUUGGUGAUCUGGGAUUACUUGGAUGGUGGCAUCGUAUUGGAUGCCAGCAAGGGUGUGGUGUAUCAGUUGCGCCUUGACUGUGGCAUCAUUUUAGAGGAUUUCUUAUCGCGGCCACCGCAUGAACUGGCCACUGUCCUGAAAUUGCUGCUGCGGAGAACGGGAUGCAGAGAUCACAUCGUGCAACUGCUGCGGAAGGGCUUGGUGUCCAAGACCAACUCCUCGGAAAUGGCACAGGGAUUUCAAGUUCUGAACUCGGCCUAUCGACAGGUCAUUGAAGCCUUAUCUCAAAAAUCGGGUACGCGGCAAACGACGGUUUCGCUUCAGGAGCUUGAGGCACAAAUCGCAUAUCAGUCAGUGCUGUCUGAAAAAGAUAUGGUGACAUUGGUCUUCCAUCCCCACUUCGUCAUGAGUGAGGGUCUGGAAGAGAGCAUUCCAACUGGAAACAACGAUAGCUUUGCAUUGGAGAAUUGGACCAUUCCGGAAAGCCUUCGAGUGACAAAUCCGGGCAAAGGAGGCAAGACCCCAUAUGUCUUGUCAGUGGUCAUCAGCUAUUUGCGAAGUCUGCUGGGACUUCAAAUCUUGCCACACAAAAUUCUGCAGUGCUUUGUCUUCGACAUUUGCGUCUACUUCAGGCAAGAGCAUCUGUUGCAACAGCUGCUGCACUAUCAUGUCCUGUUGGACUCCCCGGAGCUGGCGCUGCGGCUGCAGAUCUUGGCGAAGGACAGUCGGAGCUGGGCCACCCAGGCGAGCCUGGACAUGGCGUUGCGUGUGCGGGAGUUCUCUGUGGUGGCUGAGAUGCUACUCUUUUCCGGGCAGUACCUGGACAUUGUGCCGUUCAUCGUGACUCAGAAGGAUGUGAAUUUCAAGGUGAAGACUCUGCUUGAGGAGUUGGAGAGCGACAUUAAGGCCAAUUCCGAAGAUCCGGAGCUGAUGCAGCAUGUCUUAACUGAAAUCCGACUCUGGAAACAGGAAGCCGAUCUUUCUCCUCGAUCCGCAGAGGGUGGAGUGCCUCAACCUGACCUCGACGGAUGCGAGAAAUGGCUACCAGAGCUGGUCAACACCUUGACGUCCUGA